This is a messenger RNA of Diceros bicornis minor, 5728 nucleotides long. Its product is annotated as zinc finger protein 75D-like. The coding region runs from base 1278 to 3110 and encodes 610 amino acids. Lineage: Eukaryota; Metazoa; Chordata; Mammalia; Perissodactyla; Rhinocerotidae. The record is from RefSeq and is a predicted model, not a curated record. The transcript has 8 exons. Gene Ontology annotation, biological process: regulation of DNA-templated transcription.
CCUGCCCGCUCGCACCGUGCUCCCGGGCCCGCCCGUCGGCCGUCCGGGGGCGGGGGCGGGGCGAGCAGUCACGUCCACUUUCCCGCCUCCGCUGGCGUUUCCUUUGCUGGCUGCUGUUACCGCAGGAGAACCGGGCAGGUCGGCCUCAGGGAGGUCAGCUUCUGCUGAUGCAAAAGCAUAGUAAGUGUCCCCGUGCCGCCUGAGCUGGCGUAGGCGACAAGGCGCUGGCCAUUUGUGAAUGCCCUGGCAUCCUGGACAGAUUUCGUUGCCGUUUCUGUUGGAUCACCUCAGGGAAAGGGAGGCUCAUGGUUCUCCUCAGCCUCGCUUGGAGGUCUAAAUACCCUUGAAGAAAUGUAAAGUCAGCCGAAGGGUCACCGUAUGAUCACCCACUCCCAUUCUCUGCUUUUCUGCGACUUAGCGUUUAGAUGAUUUUGUAAACAGAGAUCAGCGUGGGUUUUUCUAGGUGAAGUAAAGAGAAACAUAAAAAUACAGAUGUGAGUCUUCUGCGUAGUGCCCUUUAUACGUCUUGCAAAGACGUGCCAAAGAAGAAUGUUGAGCAUCUAGUUACUUAAUUGGGGGGUGCUGUCUGAGAAGAGUAAGGCUGCUUUUUCCCUAAUUACUUUCUUUCUACUGUGGUCUCACGGUCUCAGCUCUCCUGCCAGUAUUCAUAGAAUGGAAAGGCAGCUUAAAUGUCCCACAAAGUGAAGGCUUCCAUCUUCACAAGAGAAUGAAAAAUCAUAGAAGUUGUACUGCCUUACUAAAGACAGAAGACUAGGAUGAUAGAUUAAAGUAUAAUUAAAGUCAGAAUGUUCUAAUCUUCCCUUCACAUGGGCAAGAUGGGACAGGAAGCACAUCAAUUAAAUCUUUGGAUAAUCCUACAACUCAUUGCAGGCAGUGGGUGCCAAUUUUCUCACCACCAACCUUUCCUAAGUUAUUGUUUUUUUUUAAAGGCAAGUCAUCAGUUGACAUUUGUCUUCAAUAAGCUGUCCUGUAUUUCAAUUGAAUAAUAGAAAGAAAGGAGAGAAACAAAGGGCCUGGCAGUUGAUUCUUAAAGGGAAGGCAAAGCGAGACCUGUUCAUUUUUUUCUCAUACUAUUGUAGCAGGUAGUAAAGUUCAUGUGCCUUUCCUAUUGACAUGUGCUUUUUUUUUUCCUGCCCUCAUUGCCUCAGGAAGAAGAUCCUUUUAUUGAUUUUCUUCCAGACCAGACUGGACCUCAGUUGUCAAAAGUGGUGCUGGCGGGGUGUCUGACACAGGAGCAAGACUGUUCUUGGAACAUAAUGAUGACGAUAGAUCUGAAGGUGGCUGAGUAUUUGAACCCUCAGAUCAGGGCUCUUUGGGAGACCGACAUACCUAUGACAGAGAGCUCCAGUCAGAGUAAGAAAUAUACCCCACAAACGGACAGUCUCUGUCCCGAGAGCUCUCGCCAGCACUUCCGGAGCUUCCACUAUCAUGAGGCAGCUGGACCCCGUCAGGCUGUGGGCCAACUUCAGGAAUUAUGCCAUCGGUGGCUGAGGCCGGAGAUCCACUCAAAAGAGCAGAUCUUGGAACUCUUGGUGCUAGAGCAAUUCCUAACCAUUCUGCCCAGGGACAUCCAGACCGGGAUAAAGAAGUACCAUCUACAGAGCAUUGAGGAGGCUGUGGCCCUGGUAGAACACUUGCAGAAGGAAUCUGGUCAAAUGAGGAAUGGGGUUGCAGCUCAUGAGCUGGGAAAGGAGGCAGUGCUCUUGGGAGAAACAGCAGAGGCCCCAGGCUUCAAUCUGAAGCCAGCAGAAUCCCAGCCAGUGGGCAUGUCCCAGGAUGAAGAAUUUUGGAGUACAUACCAGGGUCUACAAGAACAGCUGAGCAGGAAUACUCAUAAAGAAACUGAGCAUGUAUGUGAAAGGGCUGUGCCUGCUCACCAGAUCCCAGCCUCUCCUGAGCAGACAAGCACCAAAGACUGGACAGUGGCACCUGAGCUCGUCCUGCCUGAGUCCCAGAGCUUGUUGACAUUUGAAGAAGUGGCCAUGUAUUUUUCCCAGGAAGAAUGGGAGUUACUGGAUCCCACUCAGAAGGCCCUCUACAAUGAUGUAAUGCAAGCAAACUAUGAGACUCUCAUCUCUCUAGCUGUGCCUGCUCACCAGAUCCUAGCCUUUCCUGAGCAGACAAGUACCAAAAACUGGACACUGGCACCUGAGCUCAUCCUGCCUGAGUCCCAGAGCUUGUUGACAUUUGAAGAAGUGGCCAUGUAUUUUUCCCAGGAAGAAUGGGAGUUACUGGAUCCCACUCAGAAGGCCCUCUACAAUGAUGUAAUGCAAGAAAACUAUGAGACUCUCAUCUCUCUAGCAUUAUUUGUGCUCCCCAAACCUAAAGUGAUCUCCUGUCUAGAGCAAGGAGAAGACCCAUGGGUUCAAGGAUCCCCAGAGUUCAAGGACAGUCCCAGAGAGCUGCCUACAGGGUUAAAGCUAAAAAAUGACACUGAAAAUCAGCCUGUGUGUCUUUCUAACUUAGAAAUACAAGCCCCAGGAGACAUAGAAUCAAAAAAGGCCAGCAUGAAAGUUCCCCAGAAAACAAUGGGCAAGGAAAAUAAUGGUGAUACGCACAGGGUGGGGAAAUGGCAUCAAGAUUUUCCAAUGAAGAAAAGAAAGAAACUUUCAACCUGGAAACAAGAGCUGCUGAAACUUAUGGAUCUUCACAAGAAAGAGCAUGCAGGAGAGAAGCCUUUUAAAUGCCAGGAAUGUGGGAAAAGCUUCAGAGUUAGCUCUGACCUUAUUAAGCACCAAAGAAUUCACACUGAAGAGAAGCCAUAUAAAUGUCAGCAGUGUGAUAAGAGGUUUAGGUGGAGUUCAGAUCUUAAUAAGCACUUAACAACACACCAAGGAAUAAAACCAUAUAAAUGCUCAUGGUGUGGGAAAAGCUUCAGUCAAAAUACAAAUCUCCAUACACACCAAAGAACUCACACUGGAGAGAAGCCCUUUACAUGUCAUGAAUGUGGAAAAAAAUUCAGUCAGAAUUCCCAUCUUAUUAAACACCGGAGAACCCACACAGGUGAGCAGCCUUACACUUGUAGCAUAUGCAGGAGAAACUUCAGCAGGCGGUCAAGCCUUCUUAGACACCAGAAACUCCAUCAGUGAAGGGGAGCUUGUCCAGUGUCCUCCGUCUGAAGAAAUUCACCAGGUGAAACUUGACACUAAAGUUUAUGAAAAAAUACCAAAUUAUGAAGCAUGAACAAUUUUUCAUCAGUGGAAAGUUUGGGGAUAUAAACAUCACGUUUCACAGAAAGAAAUCAAGGUUGACUCUGCAGGGAUGUGUUGGUAGUUGUAUAUGUACUGUUUUUUCUUAUAAUUUUCAGGGAAGUCCUUAGCAAGAGAGGUGUUCUAAGAACAUCCUGAAUAAGGGAAAAAGGUGGUUUGGGAUUGUACCUGGCAAAAUAGCAAAUUCAGCUUCAAAUAGCAGAUGCAGCCAUGAAUCAGUCACUUUUCUGUGGUCACAGAGCUAAAUAUUGUUGGUUUUGCAUUGAUCUCCCCAGCCACUCUUAAACACAUAUGGUAGAAACAUUUGUAGCAUUGGUCUUUUGGUCUUCCAAAAUAAAAAGCAAUAAUAUGCAUGUAUAAUUGCAUACCAUUGUCUUCAAGUUAGCAGGCUUAACAAUUUCAGUAAUCUCAUGGGACAGAAGUUAAUUCUACUAUAAAGUUUUCCAAGAACCAAAUUGGAUUUUCUUCCUCUCUUGUCAUUGGACAUUGUUCACAGUGUUGGACAUCGUUUGAGUUCCUUCUUGAACUUUUUAGCAACUUUAGCUCUUGAAUCCUAUUAGCACAAUUUUUGCUGUAAUGAAAUAUUUACUUUACCACUAGGGAAUCUGCCAGAAGAACUAAUAGUGCACUGUCUUAUGCCUCUCAUUGGUGGUGUUUGAAAAAAGAAAAACAUCUCUAAUGAGAUUAUAUGGAAACGGGUUAUGGAGUAUAUAUUAGAUGUAAAGAAGAAUUUUCUGCAAUAAAAGAAACUAGAUUGUUGCCUUACCUCGGAAUGUCAAUAGGAUAAAACAGCCAUAAAAAUUAACACUUUCCUGAGUCCUAAAAGAAACUUAUUGGGAGUUCAGGCUCAACUUUUCAGGUUUUUGUUUGUUUGCUUGUAAUUUGGCUUUUGUUUGUUAUUAAUUAUGAGGAGAGAGUUAUGUUUGGGAACAGGAGUGUAUGCUGCAGUGCUGUGGUUCACUGGGAAUGGUGUCCUGGGAAUCCAGUCAGUAGAAGACCAGGUUCCCAAAGGAAAGGUUUGGGAACUGAUGCUGAGUGGUGGGCAAGGCUGAGCGAAUCCACAUGCAUGUUGGUUGUCUUACACUGUAAACUGUUAAGCAGGGAGGGUAUACCUGUCUCUGUUUUCUCCAGCACAGCAUUUAACAGCAGCCUUACAUGAUAAAUUUGCUAGACUGCUGAAAAUCUUUAUAGGCUAUGCAUUUUCUUAUAACUCACCCUUUUAUCUACUGCAGUGACUCAGAUGUGUUCCUGUUAGAACUUGUAGAUAGUAUCUGGAAAGAGGUUAAAUUAUCUCUUCCAAAUUUUUCAUUUUAUAAACUAGGAAGUUAAGGCUCAAAGAGAUACAGGGACUUGUUCAAGGCCCCAUAGCUAGUGGGUCUGUUUGCUGUCAUGUAGCUUUAUCAGUCAGGCCUGAAAGCAGGAUUAGCAAGACUAAUUUGUAUGUUAUCCCUGCACAGCCAGGCUGGAUGAUGUUGUAUUGUAUCUAUUUCUAGCUUAUAAAACCUUCUGGUUUCUUGAUUGGUUACUGAAAUACUCUUAAGUGUCCAUUUUCUCUAUGAAAUAGAGAUAGCACUCAACUCAGUGUUGUUCUAGGGCUUAGAGAGAUUGAUGAAAGAAAAGCACCUAACAGCCUAGUCAAUAGUAGGUGCUCAGUCAAUGUGUGUUUCUUUCCGUUUCCCCUGCUCCACAGUGAUGUUGGGUGGACUGACUACAUUAAAGAAGCAGAUGCAUUUGUGGCUAUUGCAGCUCCUUUCAGGAGCUAAGCACUGGUGGUGGUGGUUAUGCUAAGUUGAUUUGGUCCUUGGCUUCCGUGCUUUAUGGUGUAAGUCACCUGAGCUAUUGGUCUGGUCCUCUCAGUGGGAUUUUAUUUUAUUCCUCAAGAUGAGCUACGCAAAAUAUUAUUUCUUAAGCACAGCCAGCUCUGAAGCUCUGAUCUGCAUAGCUCUUACCCAGUACCCUCAGCCUUAGACCCCUGGAACUCCACCUCUUUUCCCAAGAUAUGUAUGGGUUUCUUGCUGGCACUACAUUCAUUCAUUCAAUUUACUGAGAGCCUAUUAUGUGCUCCGGCACUGUUCUAGACUGAGGAUAUGUUAAUGAACAAAAGAGACAAAAAUGCUUGCCCUCCUAGAGCUUGUAUUCUAGUGAACAGUAAAAAGGAGAGUAGUUACGCUUUUCUGCUCCUUGCAGUUAGGGUCAUGAAAUAGUUUUGGGUGAUGAGUUGUGAGCAGAAGCCUCACUUCUGGGCUGAAGCAUUUAUUUGUUGGUGCAAGACUCUCCAGUGCACUCUUCCUGCCUCACUCAUGGAAGCACAUACAGAAAGAGGAGCCACAAGAUCAAAGCGGUCUGAAAUACUGAGCUGUCCACAUGGGAGGGCAGCUGUUUUGGAGAGUCCCCCAGACCUAUAAGGGACUUUGUGGCAACAAGAAAUAAACUUUUGUUGUGUUAAACCACUGAGACAUUGGUGCUUUGUGUUUCUGCAGCAUAAGUUGGCCUGUCUG